AUGGAUUGCAAGCGUUCCUCUACUUCGUCAAUGCCAUUUUUUGCAGGUGACGGUAUUGAGACAGCAUCUGUUUCUUUCUACGAGGAGUCCCCAUCUAUGCCACAUGACAGUGAAACUGCCUUUCUGCAGGGGUUUCCAGGCGAAAGCAGUGGUGAGUCAAUGCGUCUGGCAGACACCCAGUGUUCUUACUGCCGCCGUGGCAGCAAUGGCUGGCGGUGCGCAAAAAACGAGGCAAACCUUUUGCCUUGGCACAGUUUAGAACAACAGUGUGAUUUGGCGGCGAUGCAACUGCUGGAGCAAGGUCGCCAGCAUCAUAGCCCCAAUGGGCGGCGGCGGAGUCAGUUUGAGCCGUUAACGGGGAUGACUGAUUUUAUUGCUGAGCGCAGUUUGGAGGAGUGGGGAGACAGCGACAACGGGGACGACCCCGUAUUGAAGGCUUCGCCAGCGAUUCCUUUGGCAUUGUCGACGCGCCCGCCUUCUGUUGAUGUUCAAGGAGCAGCGCAGCAGCAGGAGGAUACCCUUAACGAAUUGGAUGAAAGUUACCCCGAAAUGCCCGAAAACAAAACGAAGAUGACGAUUAUGUCACCGCGUGCAGACUCUUGUAAAGAGGGUUUGGGUGCGUCGCGUCGAUGUCGGCUCGAUGACCUUGCCGAGAGGAUGGAGGAAGGAGUUGAGCAACUUGUAUGUGAGGAAGGGGACAGUUUUGGCGAUGCCUCCCCACCGUUGUAUAUCUUUGUUGCCCCACCUUCUGCACCUGCGGACGACGAUGCGUCGGCGAGGCACCGUGAGGUAAGUCCCGGGGAACACACACAAAUAAAUGUGAAGGGGGAAGUUCAAAACCAUGAUGGGAAAUGCGAACGAAACCCCAGUGGAUCUUCUGGCACCAGACACUUUGGCCUGUUAAAACCACAACCACUCUCUUCACCCCCGCCAUGGAAGGUGGAGCUGCAAGGAACACCGUCAUCAAAGUGGCGCGCAAAUUCUUUACCGCCUCAGACGUUAUCUGACCGCUUUCUGACACAUUUGAAUGAAAAGUCAUUCUCGGUUGAUGCCGCGUGGAAGAGCGCCACUGCGCGCAAAUAUCAACAGCGUCAUUUGCUUUGCACGCCAUCGACGAAGAACAUCUUCUUGGAUUUUGGCUCACCGUGUCGCCCCAGGAGUGCUGUCAUAGGUUCCUGGCGCAGCUUGAGUUCUCACUGCAAACGAGCAGGACUGAAGACCCCUGAGGUGCCAUUACUUCUCAAAGGAAGUGGGUAUGGGCUUUUUGACUCCUGA
Molecule: messenger RNA, 1275 nt
Organism: Trypanosoma cruzi
Lineage: Eukaryota; Euglenozoa; Kinetoplastea; Trypanosomatida; Trypanosomatidae
Exons: 1
Coding region: 1-1275 (424 amino acids)
Source: RefSeq, a predicted model, not a curated record